AACGGUAUCGAGGUCGGCGGUCAAACACAUGCCGAGAUCGAUCGUUGGAGUUGUACUUGGAUGGCAAGUAAGCCACCCCAACUUCUGGGCAAUAUGCGCUAAGGACCAGGCGGGAUCCGGGGCCAAUACAGAGCGCCGGUACCAGGAGAACAGCACGUGUUGGGUGUCCGAAACAGGCGAUUGAUGGGGUCAAAUGGCCAGAGGAAGCGAGUACUACAGACCGCAGCAGGGUGCCGCUGAAUCAGAGGUUGGUUAUGCUGGAAGAAAAGGCUUGGACAGGGCGCCAGGUUGUGGUACGAGCGGGUUCGCGUUGAUGGCAAGACCUGGACGGUUGUGUACUCCGGUAGAGUGCACGAGGAUGGCGAAGUCGGUUGGGAUCCGAGGUGGCAGAUGGGGAGAUGGAGCAAAAGGGUUGGUGGACGGAAAAGGCAAAGCAAAAAAGAGGGCGGGUCUGGGCCAAAGGUUGGUCUUGAGGUUUUCUGUCGUCUUUCUGUCUUUUUGCGUCUUCUAGGUGAGUGGACAGACGAAUGUCUGCAUAUCCUUCCCCCUUUGCCUCAAGAGUC
This is a messenger RNA of Neurospora hispaniola, 563 nucleotides long. RefSeq lists its product as uncharacterized. The transcript has a single exon. The record is from RefSeq and is a predicted model, not a curated record. Lineage: Eukaryota; Fungi; Ascomycota; Sordariomycetes; Sordariales; Sordariaceae. Bases 194 to 511 code for a protein of 105 amino acids.